GUUUCAGCUUCCGCAGCAACCGGCUCACAUCGCACUUCCGCCUGCAUAUUAUUAAAGCGCCCAGUGACUCAGAUUAAAAAAGUCAAAUUUUGAAACUCUAGUAGAUCUAAUCUAUCUCCAAUGAAAGCAUGCGAUGAUCUGAUGUAAAAUGAGCACAAUGAACACAUCAGUGAUGGAGCAUGACAAGAUUGAGAGGCUGCGUGACCGCAUGUUGCAGUGUCCGAUAUGUAUGGACGAGUACAAAGACCCACGUAUACUCACCUGCCAUCAUACUGUUUGUUUGAGUUGUCUUCUUGAUUACAUCCAUGCCUCCUCAUCGUCAGGUAGAAUGUUCAGGUGUCCACAGUGCAGGGCAGAUGUAUGUGUUCCACGAGGGGGAGUUAAAGAUUUUCCACCAAACUUUUACAUCAACUGUAUUCAAGACGAGAUUGGUUCCCGGCCAUAUUUUGGUAUUUGUGAUGUUUGCGAGCGGGACUGGCUGAUGUCACAGUACCGUUGCAUUGACUGUGACCUUGAUAUUUGUAAGUUCUGUAUACAUGAGCACCGACUUUUCAAGCACAUGACUGGACGCCAACCGAACAUCAUUAAAAUUGAAACAGGUAACAUAGGAAUUAACCUGACAUCGGAGAAGUCAUGUACCGACCAUAAAGACGAGUCGCUGCAGAUGUACUGUAUGACGUGUGAUGUCGCCAUUUGUGUUUCAUGCGUGUGUGAGAAACAUCGGAAACAUAACACCAUGACCUUGGUCAAGAAACUACAAGUAGCUCGUAAACUUCUACAAUUUGAUUAUGACCAGCUUAUGCUCGAUGUAAAAGAGGUCAAGAACAGCCUGACAAAACUGCAUGAUGUAGAAAAAAAGGGCGACAAAUCGGCGGACGAUGCCAUUUCUCAGAUCAAGGAUUAUACGCAGGGCAUCAUAAGCUGCAUAGAGAAAAUGUCCGAUGAGAAAAUUGAUCAGAUAAAAGCCGACAGAGGGAAACAUUUGAAAGAAAUUCACGAUUACGAGAAAGAUUUGGCUGUCUUUUUGGAGCAGCUUCAUAGGGGGUCGACUUUUCUCGGCGAUCUGCAGGAUGAAGACAUGUGCCUGGAAUUGCUGACGGCUUUCCAAAAGUACAAAGGGGUAAUAGAAUCUACGCAAAAGUCUGUAGCAAACAGAAAAAUUAAACAGAACAACUUUUCUUUCUGUCCAGGAAAAGUUAACAACAAACUUGGCAAUAUAUGGAUAAGUAGAAGUGUACUAGGUAACAAUGAAGAGGAAAAAGUUUUCCUUCCAAGGGAGCAGACAAAGAAAGGAAUGAGCAGACUGGUUUCUGGAAGAAUUUCUUUGACUGGUUGCAUGUUGGUGCUAGUUUUCUUGUUUUUGUUGAUUGGACUGGUUCAGUUUGUGAUGUGUAUAGCAGAUAAUGGUGCUAAUGUGGAAAACAUAAUGUGUACAGCAUUGUAUGGCUAUCUUUGUCUUGCUGGGGUGUUUUCUUACAGAAAAUCGAGAUAAUAAAUGUAAUCAGAAUCUGUUUUUAUCUGCAUUCUGAUUCUGAAAUUUGGACUAGGUCUUCCAAACAAUACUUUUUUUUAUUUUUAUUUGCCUUUAUUUUUUAAAGCCACAACAGAUUUGUAAGAAAUUUGGCAUGAAUAAAGCUCCAAAUUCUUAAGAAAUAUUAAAUUCUGUAAAAUAACAAUAAUACAGAUAGGUUAUGUUAUCAAGUAACAGCAGAUUGAAAAUAGCUGAUGCCUUUAAACAUUUGUGUCUGAAAUUCUAUCUCAGAAUCUUGAUAAAUACAGAGCUUACAUUGAAAGUUGAUAGGAUGUAUACCAGUCGCUUUGUAGUCAUUUUCUUGCUAAAUAGUAUUUUCUAUUGACCACCAUAUGUCAUGUAAGAUACAGAACUGUAUUACAAGACAUUGAUGUAAAAGCUUUGUAUGUGUGUAAUAUUGCAAUUUUUAUAAUGACAAAUCAUGUUUUAUUUUCAAAUAUACAAUGUUACAUUAUUGUAUUGUCAGACUACUUAAAACAAGUGAGAAAUAGUUCAUUGAAUGAAUGAAGUAAAGGAUUCACGCUGUUUUUGCAAAGUAAUGCUGUUGUGAACUAUGUAUCUCAGUAAUUUUUAUAUGCUAAGAGUAAUCAUGGUAUCUCCUAGUUAUUCUCAAAAUGAAGUUCUGCAGAAAAAAAUAUUCCCACAGACUGGGUGAAAAUGAAGAAUUUGUAGACUACAGAAUUUAAGGCUUACACAGUGUGUGUUUGGUUAUAUUAUUGUCAGACAUGUGAUCGAAAACCUAGAAAAUACUGAAAUGUACAAAUAGUGCAUUAUAAAAAAGAAAUUUAGAAAAAAAAGAACAGUUUAACUGUUUUAUUGAAAUGCUUGACUGUGUAACAUCAUGAUUGUAAAAGGCAGUGAAUAGCUGCUGUAUAUUUUGUUUCUAUCACAGAAAAAAAUCUGUUCUUCAUGAUUACGAUUAAUGAAAACUACAAGAAAUAAUUUUAAUGCUAUAAUGUGCUGAAAAAAUAUUUAUUAUGCCUAUUUUUGCAAGAUGGCUUUUCCACUAUGGCUUACAGUUGAUUAUAUUAAAUGUGCUAUGGAUGCCUGUCAGUGCAUUGUAAAAAUGUGAUGUUUGUAUGUGUAAAGCUUUGGCAGUGAAAAGGAUAUUUCAUAUAGUUACUUAGUGUUUUAGUGAUUUUUAGCUCACCUGUCACAAAGUGACAAGGUGAGCUUUUGUGAUCGCGUGGCGUCCGUCGUCCGUCGUCCGUGCGUCAGUGCGUGCGUGCGUGCGUGCGUGCGUAAACUUUUGCUUGUGACCACUCUAGAGGUCACAUUUUUCACGGGAUCUUUAUGAAAGUUGGUCAGAAUGUUCAUCUUGAUGAUAUCUAGGUCAAGUUCGAAACUGGGUCACGUGCGAUCAAAAACUAGGUCAGUAGAUCUAAAAAUAGAAAAACCUUGUGACCUCUCUAGAGGCCAUAUUUUUCAAGAGAUCUUCAUGAAAAUUUGUCAGAAUGUUCACCUUGAUGAUAUCUAGGUCAAGUUCGAAACUGGAUCACGUGGGGUCAAAAACUAGGUCAGUAGGUCUAAAAAUAGAAAAACCUUGUGACCUCUCUAGAGGCCAUAUUUCUUAAUGGAUCUUCAUGAAAAUUGGUCAGAACGUUCACCUUGAUGAUAUCUAGGUCAUGUUCGAAACUGGAUCACGUGGGGUCAAAAACUAGGUCAGUAGAUCUAAAAAUAGAAAAACCUUGUGACCUCUCUAGGGGCCAUAUUUUUCAUAAGAUCUUGAUGAAAAUUGGUCAGAAUGUUCAACUUGAUGAUAUCUAGGUCAAGUUCGAAACUUGGUCACGUGGGGUCAAAAACUAGGUCAGUAGGUCUAAAAAUAGAAAAACCUUGUGACCUCUCUAGAGGCCAUAUUUCUCAAUGGAUCUUCAUGAAAAUUGGUCAGAAUGUUCACCUUGAUGAUAUCUAGGUCAAGUUUGAAACAGGGUCACGUGGGGUCAAAAACUAGGUCAGUAGAUCUAAAAAUAGAAAAACAUUGUGACCUCCCUAGAGGCCAUAUUUUUCAUGAGAUCUUCAUGAAAAUUGGUCAGAAUGUUUACCUUGAUGAUAUCUAGGUCAAUUUCGAAACUGGGUCACGUGGGGUCAAAAACUAGGUCAGUAGGUCUAAAAAUAGAAAAACCUUGUGACCUCUCUAGAGGCCAUAUUUCUCAAUGGAUCUUCAUGAAAAUUGGUCAGAAUGUUCACCUUGAUGAUAUCUAGGUCUAGUUUGAAACUGGGUCACGUGCGGUCAAAAACUAGGUCAGUAGGUCUGAAAAUAGAAAAACUUUGUGACCUCUCUAGAGGCCAUAUUUUUCAUAUGAUCUUUAUGAAAAUUGGUCAGAAUGUUCACCUUGAUGAUACCUAGGUCAGGUUCGAAACUUGGUCACGUGCGGUCAAUAACAAGGUCAGUAGAUCUAAAAAUAGAAAAACCUUGUGACCUCUCUAGAGGCCAUAUUUUUCAAGAGAUCUUGAUGAAGAUUGGUCAGAAUGUUCAUCUUGAUGAUAUCUAGGUCAAAUUCAAAACUGGGUCACGUGCGGUCAAAAACUAGGUCAGUAGGUCUAAAAAUAGAAAAUUCUUGUGAUGUCUCUAGAGGCCAUAUUUCUCACUGGAUCUUCAUGAAAGUUGGUGCGAAUGUUCAUCUUGAUGAUGUCUAGGUCAAGUUCAUAACUGGGACAUGUGCGGUCAAAAACUAGGUCAGUAGGUCGAAAAAUAGAAAAACCUUGUGACCUCUCUAGAGGCCAUAUUUUUCACGAGAUCUUCAUGAAAAUUAGUGAGAAUGUUCACAUUGAUGAUAUCUAGGUCAAGUUUAAAAGUGGGUCACGUGCCUUGAAAAACUAGGUCAUUAGGUCAAAUAAUAGAAAAACCUUGUGACCUCUCUAGAGGUCAAUUUAUUUUUUCAAUGGAUCUUCAUGAAAAUUGGUCAGAAUUUUUUAUCUUGAUGAUAUCUAGGUCACAUAUGCUCAAAAACUAGGUCACUUUGUCAAAUAAUAGAAAUAACGACGUCAUACUCGGUUCAACACUGGGUCAUGUGGGGAUAGGUGAGCGAUUCAGGACCAUCAUGGUCCUCUUGUUUAGUGACACA
Mercenaria mercenaria is the source of this 4596-nucleotide messenger RNA. RefSeq names its product tripartite motif-containing protein 45-like. The record is from RefSeq and is a predicted model, not a curated record. NCBI's taxonomy places the organism in Eukaryota, Metazoa, Mollusca, Bivalvia, Venerida, Veneridae. The transcript is spliced from 3 exons. The coding region runs from base 149 to 1492 and encodes 447 amino acids. Gene Ontology annotation, biological process: positive regulation of DNA-templated transcription. Gene Ontology annotation, molecular function: ubiquitin-protein transferase activity; zinc ion binding. Gene Ontology annotation, cellular component: nucleoplasm; chromatin.